AUGACGCAAACUGAAAGUUGGUACAGACUGUCCAAAGAUGUCAGGAAGGAUGGGAAGAGAACAAAAAGACUGUCCAAAGAUGUCAGGAAGGAUGGAAAGAGAACAAAAAGACAAGUUAGAAACAAGGCCAAAAGUAAGAGAAGUAAGGAUAGGAGGGAGACCGUAGAAAUUACCUGGUCUCACAAGAAAAGAAUGGUCGAGCAACAAAAAUGGUUACCCAACGAGAGUAGUCGAAACUGGAAAUGGCUUGCAGGACUCUUUUUCAUUUCUCAACCUCUGCACCACCAAAAUCAAGCCCUUUAUUUGCUUCCGUCGAGAACUGCAGCCGCCGCUGGAUUUUCUAGCCUGAACUCAAGCUAUGGAUUUUGUAGAAGCCGCUUUAGGGCUCGCGAUUUCCACUUCGUGACCCCAAGCCACCUCAAGUGUUCUGCCUCUGCUGGUGAUAAUACCUUAGCUUCCGAGGAUGACCAGGACCAGGGGCCGCCCCAAGAAGCUGUUCUCAAAGCUAUUUCAGGGGUGUCUAAGACGGAAGGGAGGGUUGGGCAGACCAUAAACGGGAUCAUUGGAGGCACAGUGACGGAUGAUUCUACUAACGAAUGGCUUGCUUUGGAUCAGAAGGUAAAUUCAUACCCAACAAUUAGAGGGUUUACAGCUAUUGGAACUGGAGGCGAUGAUUUUGUGCAAGCUAUGGUUGUUGCUGUUGGAUCUGUAAUUCAGCAACCUAUUCCUGAGGGUCAUGUGAAGCAGAAAGUAUCAUCGAGGGGGAAGUAUGUAUCUGUCAACAUUGGUCCAGUUCAAGUUGUUUCAAGUGAACAGGUUCAAGCUGUAUACAAUGCCAUGAGGAGAGAUGAUCGGAUGAAGUACUUUUUGUAGUAGAAACUUUCUUUUUGUUAUGUAUAGAGUACUGGUCAUGUGGGGUUUUUUUACAGUUUCCCUCUCUCCCAAUAUUUUCUUUACCGUCCCUUAGUCAUGUUCUUUGAUUAACGCAUCUGUUCCUGGUGAAGAAAUCAUGAUUCAAUAUGGUCUGUUUCAUACCCUACAAAAGAUGUAUAUUAUAGUGAUUUAAUAAAAGUAGGCUGCAAAUUAAUCUAUUCA
Manihot esculenta (cassava) is the source of this 1095-nucleotide messenger RNA. RefSeq lists its product as uncharacterized. The transcript is spliced from 7 exons. The record is from RefSeq and is a predicted model, not a curated record. Bases 1 to 873 code for a protein of 290 amino acids. Lineage: Eukaryota; Viridiplantae; Streptophyta; Magnoliopsida; Malpighiales; Euphorbiaceae.